AUGGACCGACCAAAUCGACCUCGCAAUCGUCAACCUCGCCCCCCACGUCAACAGCAAAACAGUCAACGGGGCGGCUCAUCGAGACCAUCCCGCGCACCAGGAACACCUCAGCAAGCAGCGGGCACAGUCCCGACAGUGCAAAAAGUCAUCCCCGGAGCAUCAGUAUACAUCAUUUUGAAAGAAGACCAACCCACAGGAACAGAGACAAAGGGAAUAGUGCAAGACCUACUCACACGAGGCAACCAUCCACGAGGAAUCAAAGUGCGACUACGGGGUGGUCAAGUGGGCAGAGUGCAAAGAAUGGGAGACGCUUCAGCUGCUGCCCCUGUGCCACCAGAGGAGCCAAAAGCACAAGCAACGUCGUCAAGAUUUACCAUGCGGUAUACAGAUGUGAGGCAAGACGACGAGUUUGCUACUGGACCACCACCGAGGAGUUUGGCAGAUUUCAUGCCCGAUUUGGAUGAGAGCUUGGGAACUGCGCCAAGUGCUGGCGUUGAGACGGUCAAGUGUCCGUUUUGUGACAAGUUUGAAGGCGAUGAGGCUGCUGUUACACAUCAUAUUGACCGGGAACAUCUGUCCUAG
This is a messenger RNA of Fusarium sp. VM40, 582 nucleotides long. The record is from the annotation of a GenBank genome assembly. NCBI's taxonomy places the organism in Eukaryota, Fungi, Ascomycota, Sordariomycetes, Hypocreales, Nectriaceae.